CGUCCGCCUGGGGCGCGGGGCGGGGCCGGAGGCCGCGGCGCCCCAGCACGUCCCGUCCCGCCGGAAGUGGAGGUGCGGGUCCGGCCGUGGGCUCUGCGCGGCCCCUGCCCGGAUGGCAGCAGUAGUUCUUGGGGGAGACACCAUGGGCCCUGAGCGUAUCUUCCCCAAUCAGACAGAGGACCUGGGGCCACAUCAGGGCCCUACGGAAGGCACCGGGGACUGGAGCGGGGAAGAACCCGAGGAAGAACCGGAGGAGACCGGGGCAGGUCCUGCCGGCUACUCCUACCAGCCCCUAAACCAAGACCCUGAGCAAGAGGUGGAGUUGGCUCCCGUGGGUGAUGGAGAAGACGUAGUGGCCGACAUCCAGGAUCGGAUCCAGGCCCUGGGGCUGCACUUGCCAGAUCCACCAUUAGAGAGUGAGGAUGAAGAUGAGGAGGGAGCGACAGCACUGAGCAGCCACAGCUCCAUUCCCAUGGACCCAGAACACGUAGAGCUGGUGAAAAGGACGAUGGCUGGAGUAAGCCUGCCUGCACCAGGAGUUCCUGCCUGGGCUCGGGAGAUAUCGGAUGCCCAGUGGGAGGAUGUGGUACAGAAAGCCCUCCAAGCCCGGCAGGCGUCUCCUGCCUGGAAGUGACCGUCUCGAGAGCUGCCUUAUCUCCCUACAUUCCAGGCCAGAACCAGCACAGGACUGAACACAUCUCUGGUUGUAAUGUCCAUCUCCACCCUCCCCAUCUCCUUUCCACAUCAAGGCAAAUCAGACUUCUCAGAGACCCACUUUAUUCAGUUCUGUACAUAUGGGGACGUCGGCCCAAGCCCAACCUACCGUAGCAUGUAUCACUCUGUGGAGAAUAAAGCACCCUAUGUACACAGCCAAAAGCC
Messenger RNA from Perognathus longimembris pacificus (Pacific pocket mouse), 879 nucleotides. It is a transcript of the gene Mea1, whose product is annotated as male-enhanced antigen 1. Lineage: Eukaryota; Metazoa; Chordata; Mammalia; Rodentia; Heteromyidae. The coding region runs from base 113 to 634 and encodes 173 amino acids. Gene Ontology annotation, biological process: spermatogenesis. The transcript is spliced from 4 exons. The record is from RefSeq and is a predicted model, not a curated record.